Messenger RNA from Plasmodium berghei ANKA, 1119 nucleotides. Its product is annotated as conserved Plasmodium protein, unknown function. The record is from RefSeq and is a predicted model, not a curated record. The transcript has a single exon. Lineage: Eukaryota; Apicomplexa; Aconoidasida; Haemosporida; Plasmodiidae. The coding region runs from base 1 to 1119 and encodes 372 amino acids.
AUGAAUAGUAUAUAUAAAAAAUUAAUAUGCAUUAAUCGACAUAGAAUAAAGAACAAUUUUUUUUUAAUAAGUUAUGAUAAGAUAAAAGCAAGCGAAUUUAAAAUACAAAAAAGAUAUUUUUUUUUUUUUAAAAAUGAUAAAAACGAUAUCAUUAAAAAUGAAAUUGACGAAAUAUUAAAACAAGAAGAUUAUUCGAUACUUACAAAACAUAAAAAAGUGACACCUUCAAGCCAAAAUACUGUAGAAAGCAAAUAUGGAAAUAAUAAUAAAAGUAAAGGGAAAAUAAAAAGAUUAUUUAUAUUUAUAGCAUUUCAAAGUAUACCGAUAAUAGGAUUAAUGUAUUUAUUUAAAUAUAUUGAAGAAGAAAAAUUAGCAGAAUUAAACUAUUCAUUUGAAACAUCUGAUGAUGUUAUAAAUGAGACGAUAAAAUUGAUAGAAGUUAACCCCAAAUGUUAUUGUCUAUAUUCUAAUAAUAAUGAAAUUAAUACCUUUUUCAUUGAUCCAUUAUAUCCAGAAAGUUCAGAAAUAAAUUAUGAGCAAGGAAUAAAUAGUAAGGAGGGUAAUACUACUACUCUUAUAAAGAGUGACAAAAAGGAAUCCGGAGAAAUACCACUACCAAAGGACAGUUUUCAGGAUAGCGAAAUUACUGAAAUAUCCAAAUCAUCACAACAUGAAACAGAAGAAAAUAAAGGAAGUAUUGAAAGCCUCAUAGAAUCGUUAAACACGUCGAUUAUUCAAAAGACUAUGAGAGUAAAAUCAUCAACUGAACUACCUUUAAAUUAUUUAUAUUUUUGUAUAGCCAAAAAUAGUGAUAUACAUAAUUUUUUAAAAAAUAAAAAUAAUAAUAUAAGUAUAUUAUAUACUGAUGAUAAAAAAAAUGUAUAUGCUACCUUAACAGGCAAUGCAACAAUAAUAGAAAAUGAAAAUAUCAAAAAUAUCAUAUGGACAAAUAAAUGGGCCUAUCUUAUACCAGGCGAUUACAAAGAUAAUUAUAUAUUAAUUAAAUUUACUCCAUCUCUAAUUUCAAUUAAAACAAUUGGUUUAAAAAAUACUCAUUGGAAAAGUAAUAUAGUUAAACGGGGGUUGAUUGAUGACAAAAUAUCAUGGAUUAAAGUAUAA